Chiloscyllium plagiosum (whitespotted bambooshark) is the source of this 3897-nucleotide messenger RNA. It is a transcript of the gene pdpr, whose product is annotated as pyruvate dehydrogenase phosphatase regulatory subunit. Lineage: Eukaryota; Metazoa; Chordata; Chondrichthyes; Orectolobiformes; Hemiscylliidae. Gene Ontology annotation, cellular component: mitochondrial matrix; mitochondrion; cytoplasm. The record is from RefSeq and is a predicted model, not a curated record. Gene Ontology annotation, molecular function: protein binding.
UGGUGAUGCGCGAUGACGUCAGUACGUCCUGUAGGUAGAGGCUUGGCUAGGCCCGGCCUGGCCGCUGGUAGCCCCUUGGAUGUGACCAGGGGCUGAGGUUGUCGGCGAGCGGCAGGCACAUAUACCCAUAAACACACACCAGCAAUCGCGGCCUCGGCCAGUGAACCCCUGAUACUAUCUAUCCUGUUGGCUCUUUCUUGGUGAAUCAUGAGGAGCUGCUCUGUACCCAAGCGGAGCUGCCUUUGGGCUGAGAUGUUCCCUCGGCUACUAUCAGAUGUCAUCUGCCCUUCACAAUGCCAUUUGCCCAAGACCUGUCGGAGGCGAAGCUCAACAGCACCCGUUUCGAAUGUGAGGCCAUUACCUUCUCAGGCUCAUGUUGUGAUCUGUGGAGGAGGGAUUGUAGGGUCAUCAGUGGCAUAUCACCUCUCCAAACUGGGCUGGACUGAUGUCGUAUUACUGGAGCAAGGGCGGUUAGCUGCAGGAACUACACGACUCUGUGGCGGCAUUGUAAGCACGGUCAAGCACAUCAGCAUAGAAACAAUGAUGGCUGACUAUUCAAACAAACUUUAUCAGCAGUUGGAGCAAGAAACUGGAGUCCAGACAGGUUACAUUCAGACUGGUUCAAUCUCACUGGCUCAUACUCAGGACAGGCUCAUAUCCCUGCGACGUCUUGUCUCACGAUUACAGGUAAUGGGAAUCCCUUGUGACAUCAUCAGUCCGAAACAGGUAGCCCAGCUGCACCCUCUGGUAAAUAUCCAUGACCUGGUUGGAGCAAUGCAUGUCCCAGGAGAUGCAGUCAUCUCUCCACCAGAUGUUGUCCAGGCACUUGUGACAGCUGCUGUACACAACGGAGUCCAGAUAUACGAAGGGGCCAGUGUCAAUCAUGUGAUGGUCGAGAAAGGCCACGUGACUGGAAUUGAAACUGACAGAGGCCAUAUAGACUGUGAAUACUUUGUGAACUGUGCAGGGCAGUGGGCCUAUGAGCUUGGUUUAAUGAGCGAGGAGCCUGUAUCUGUACCACUCCAUCCAUGUGAACACUUUUACCUGGUGACCCGACCACUGGAGCAGGGAUUGCGCCCUGAUAUGCCAGUAAUCAUGGAUCUGGAUGGUAGGAUCUACGUUCGCAACUGGCAGGGUGGAGUGCUCUCUGGGGGCUUUGAAAAGAACCCAAAACCUAUCUUCACGGAGGGCAGAAACCAGCUGGAGUUCCAAAGUAUGCUUGAGGACUGGGACCAUUAUGAGCCACUCCUGAGUGCGUUGCUGCGACGGAUGCCUUCCCUGGAGUCAACUGAGAUCCUGCAGCUUGUGAACUGCCCAGAAUCCUUUACUGCUGACAUGCGAUGCAUCAUGGGAGAGUCAGCAGCUGCACAGAACUACUUUGUUUUGGCAGGAAUGAACUCCAGUGGCACGUCCUUUGCAGGUGGAGCUGGCAAAUACUUGGCUGAAUGGAUGGUUCAUGGAUACCCUUCAGCUAAUGUCUGGCCAUUGGAUAUUAAGCGCUUUGGGGCGCUCCAAAGUAGCCGCACAUUCUUACGUCAUCGUGUCAUGGAAGUGAUGCCUCUAAUUUAUGAACUGAAAGUUCCUCGUUGGGAUUUCCAGACUGGCAGACAGCUCAGAACCUCUCCUCUGUAUGACCGCUUGGAUGCCCAAGGAGCACGCUGGAUGGAGAAGCAUGGUUUUGAGAGAGUCAAGCACUUUGUCCCUCCUGGAAGAGAUUUGUUGGAGUUGGACCAGAGUAAGACCUUCUACAAACCAGACUGGUUUGAUAUUGUGGGAGCAGAAGUCACGUGCUGCAAAGAGGCUGUUUGUGUCAUUGACAUGUCAUCUUUCACCAAAUUUGAACUCAGUUCCUCAGGUGGCCAGGCUCUUGAGAUACUGCAGCACCUCUGCUCUAAUGACUUGGAUGUUCCUGUGGGACAUAUUGUACACACAGGAAUGCUGAAUGACCGAGGUGGCUAUCAGAAUGACUGCAGCGUUGUGCGCCUCAACAAACGCAGCUUCUUUAUCAUCUCACCCACAGACCAGCAAGUUCAUUGUUGGUCCUGGCUCAAACAGCACAUGCCUAAUGACAGUCAGCUACAGCUGGAGGAUGUUACUUGGAAGUACACAGCAUUGAAUUUGAUUGGUCCCCGUGCAAUGGAUGUCCUUUCCGAAUUGUCUUAUGUGCCAAUGACUCCAGAUCACUUUCCCUCAUUAUUCUGUAAGGAGAUGAGUGUCGGUUACGCUAAUGGCAUCCGGGUGAUGAGUAUGACACAUACAGGAGAGCCUGGCUUCAUGCUGUACAUCCCCAUCGAGUAUGCUCUUCAUGUCUACAAUGAAAUUAUGAAUGUGGGGCAGAAAUAUGGAAUCCGGAAUGCUGGGUACUAUGCACUGCGCAGCCUACGUAUCGAAAAGUUCUUCGCCUUUUGGGGUCAAGACCUGGACACAUUUUCAACACCACUGGAGUGUGGACGUGAAUUCCGAGUAAAGUUUGAUAAGGGGACUGAUUUUAUUGGCCGUGAUGCUCUGUUGCAACAAAGGCAGGAGGGAGUUUGCCGUCGGUUUACCAUGUUUAUCCUGGAUGAUCAUGACACUGACCUUGACCUUUGGCCUUGGUGGGGAGAACCUAUAUACAGAAAUGGGCACUAUGUUGGCAUGACAACUAGUAGCGCUUAUAGUUACACAUUGGCUCGCCAUGUAUGCCUGGGCUUUGUUCACCAAUAUGAAGAAGGUACUGGAGCUAAACUGGUGGUGAACCCAGACUUUGUCAAUCGUGGUGAUUAUGAGAUUGAGAUUGCUGGACAGCGCUUCCGGGCAAAGGCCAAACUUUAUCCAUUCAGCUCCUUGUUUACACAGAAGAGGAGAAAAGAUGAAAUGGAACUGAGUAGCUUUCAGGGGAAAUAAGAGCCUCAGCAACAUCUUUGAGUUGAAGGUGGCGAAGGGUCAAUGAUGCAGUUCCAAGAAGGGAGGUUGGGGAACGCAAACGACCAUUAUAAUUGUUGAUGGUGUGCAUAGCUAUAUUUUCUAUUCUGCACAGACACUUUGUGUAUAUAAACACGGAUAAAAAAAAUUGUUCUGAAUGUCUCACAUUCAGCCCUACAUGUGAGCACCACUCUUGUCUUUUCGUUUAUUGUAUAGAGGAAAAUGCUGCUGUCCUCUGAGGAAAAGCGAGUGUCAUUCUGAAAGUGGACCUCAGGAUCAUUGCAACUUCUUUGUACCCCAUCUCUCAGUUGAGUUUGGAAAGUCAGUAUAGACAUGUGCUGCUACCAUCUAGAUGACAUGACUACAGAUCUAACCUUUACUGAUUACACAGGCAUCGCAGUAACAAUGCCUUAUCAUGCCUUCAACUUGCAAGUGAAUUGGCGAAAAUUAAGUACCCCAGCCAAACUGAUCUUUUUCCUCUUCCCUCGUUUCUCUGCAGAAUAAUACCAGCAGAGUAGUCGUUACCCAGCUUUCCAGGAAGGAGCCUGAAACCCUAGUCUAAGAUCCUGCCAAUUUUCACUGAGGGUUUACAAUUGUUUUUGUCAGAAAGCUUGAUUACAAGAGUAUUGUUGAAGGAAAACACGAACACAGUAGUGUCCAGCUGAUUGCGAGUAACCCAUUCAGAUUAGGAUGUUUCUUCUUACAUUGAGUCUGAAAUGAAAAAGGCAAUCAAUAUAAUAAUUUUAAAAAUUAUUUGGUGCAUAAUAGAUUGAAUAUGAGCUUGAAUGACUGUUUUCUAGUGACUUUGUAGGAGAGAGAAGUAAAUGAAAGAUUGCUUCCCCCAUUGUUGCACCUGUUUCAUAACACUGAGAUGGACUACAGUUUAACACAAUUCAGUGCUGUCACUUUUAAUAAAGUUAAUACUUUCCUUCAAAACAACAUUUCAAAAGCUGCAAUCAAUGACAGGAAUUAAAUUCUGGUCUGUUGCUCUAUCCA